AUGAUAAAUGGUUUUGAUCAGUUGAGUAAAGAACAGUUAAUCCUUUUGCUAACAACUUUAUGGGCUAUUUGGCAUUCUAGAAACAAAAAGUUAUUUGCAAAUUCAGAUUUGACUCCUGUUGAUAUUGUUGCCUGGAUUAACUCUUUCAUUUCAGAUUAUCAGGAAGCUAUGUGUAACAUUAAUAGAUAUAGAGCAGUUCAGACUUUACAAGUUUCGGGUAGGGAGAAGACAGUUUCUCAAAAUUGCUAUCAGCUCAGCACAGAUGCAGCGCUUAGUGUAGAGCAAAGCAAGAUGGGAUUUCGAGCUGUUAUUCAGGAUUGGCAGGGUAAUUUGGUGGCUGGUUUGUCCAUUCCUGCAAUAGGGAACUUGCAACCUUUAAUGGCAGAGGCUUUGUCAUUGCGAGCUAGUUUAAUGUGGUGUCAAAAUAUCCACAUCACUUUGGCAGUGGUUGAAACGGAUUCAAAAUUGUUGGUUGACAAAGUCCACAGUCAGAAGAAUGAUCGUUCAACACUCUCGGAUGUGGUCGAAGACAUAAGAAGUUCUUUAUCUGCCUUCCCUAAUGUCGACCUUCGGCAAUUUCCUUCAAAAAAAAUACAUGUGUUUCGAUUAAGCCAGAUGUCAUAUGCAUCUCCUGUCAAUGCUGUAUAA
Cannabis sativa is the source of this 648-nucleotide messenger RNA. RefSeq lists its product as uncharacterized. The transcript has 2 exons. NCBI's taxonomy places the organism in Eukaryota, Viridiplantae, Streptophyta, Magnoliopsida, Rosales, Cannabaceae. The record is from RefSeq and is a predicted model, not a curated record. Gene Ontology annotation, molecular function: nucleic acid binding; RNA-DNA hybrid ribonuclease activity. Bases 1 to 648 code for a protein of 215 amino acids.